GAACAAGAAAUACCCAUAGCUGUGAUAUCACUGCAAGCCUAGGGUCAGAUUCUCUCUCUCACAGCCAUCUUGGAUCCCGAGUCCUGACCUAGCAAAAAUGCCCGGUGAAGCCACAGAAACUGUCCCAGUGACAGAGCAGGAGAUGCAGCAGCCCCAAGUGGAGACGGCCACACCCUCUGCUCCUGCCGCAGCUGCUGCAGCUCCUGCAAAGCCCAAAAAGGGCAAGGAUGGACAUAAGCUGUCCUCCUCUCCAAGCACCACUGCCCCUAAACCUGUCCCUUCUGGCAGAAGAAAACGUUCCUCACUGUCUGCUUCCUCCUCUUCACCUACCUCUCCCAAAUCUUCCUCCGGUCUCCGUGAUACCCCUACCCGUUCCCCCUUGGUUUCCCCUCCUGUGGGCUCUCCUACGUCUGGUCAGGGAGAUAUGGCUGCACCCAAAGUGGUCAAGGCUAAACAAGUCAAGCACAAUAAGAAUGAGGCCUUUAAGCAUGUUAUGUCAGAAGAGCCAGCUGUAAAAGUUUGUUAUUUUAAUAAAAUACCUGAAGGUCAACUAGUUGAGGCCAAACCAGUAGAAGCUGAACCUAUAGUGUUUGUGGCUGAGCCAGUUGAGGCUAAACCCAAAGUGAUUGAGGCUAAGUCAGUAGAAGUUAAACCUGUUCUGCCUGUGCCUGAGCCAACUGAGGUUAAACCCAAAGUUGUUGAGGCUAAGCCAGUAGAAGUUAAACCUGUUCUGCCUGUGGCUGAGCCAACUGAGGUUAAACCCAAAGUGGUUGAGGCUAAGCCAGUAGAAGCUAAACCUAUAGUGUUUGUGGCUGAGCCAACUGAGGUUAAACCCAAAGUGGUUGAGGCUAAGCCAGUAGAAGCUAAACCUAUAGUGUUUGUGGCUGAGCCAACUGAGGUUAAACCCAAAGUGGUUGAGGCUAAGCCAGUAGAAGUUAAACCUGUUCUGCCUGUGGCUGAGCCAACUGAGGUUAAACCCAAAGUGGUUGAGGCUAAGCCAGUCGAGGCUAAGGCAGUAGAAGUUAAACCCAAAGUGGAGGAGGUUAAGCCAUUCGAAGUUAAACCAAAAGUGGAUGAGGCCAAGCCAGUUGAGGUUAAGGCAGUAGAAGUUAAACCCAAGGUGGAGGAGGUUGAGCCAUUAGAAGUUAAACCAAAAGUGGAUGAGGCCAAGCCAGUUGAGGUUAAGGCAGUAGAAGUUAAACCCAAGGUGGAGGAGGUUGAGCCAUUAGAAGUUAAACCAAAAGUGGAGGAGGCCAAGCCAGUUGAGGUUAAGGCAGUAGAAGUUAAACCCAAGGUGGAGGAGGUUGAGCCAUUAGAAGUUAAACCAAAAGUGGAGGAGGCCAAGCCAGUCGAGGUUAAGGCAGUAGAAGUUAAACCCAAAGUGGAGGAGGUUAAGCCAUUAGAAGUUAAACCCAUUGUGGAUGAGGCCAAGCCAGUUGAGGUUAAGGCAGUAGAAGUUAAACCCAUUGUGGAUGAGGUUAAACCAUUAAUUCAAGAAGCUAAAGAAAAGCCAUUGUUUCCUCUCCCUGAUCAGCCGUCCUCCCCCAAAAUGGCAACUCCUGUGUCAUUCACAAUUACCUCUCAACCUGCUGCUCCAGCUCCCAAGUCUUUUGCUGAAGCGGUAGCUUGUAGUCCACCUAAAAUGCCCCCAGUGUUCCCCAAGGUAGUCUCUGAGCCUCCUAAAAUUCAGCCUGUGCCUGUUGUGGUUGCUCCGCCAACUGAGGCAAAGCCUAGUGAGAAGCCCUCAGUGGUUUCUCCAGCCCAAGAGGAAGAUGAUGAUCUUCCCCCACUCAUCCCCCCAGAGAAGCCAGUCACUAUGCCAGUUUUCCAGCCCCCUACAGCUGUGCAGGCUCCACCAAAGGCCACUCCUGUUGUUGCCACGGUUGAGCCUCCAGCAGCCCCAAAGGCUGCCAUUGCAGCUGCCCAGAAGCCUGUAGCAGCACCUGCCCAAAAACCUGCCCUUACUCCAGAACCUGCACAAAAGCCUGCCACUACACCUUUAGCUGCACAAAAGGCUGUGCCUGCCCCUGCCCCUACCCCCGCUAAAGCCCCAUCAAAACCGGAGCCUGUGAUCAAGAACGACAAGGGGUCUGGUACUGAAUCAGACAGCGAUGAGUCUGUGCCUGAUCUGGAGGAACAGGAUUCUGCACAGACACAGACACAGCAGGCACAGCUUGCAGCUGCUGCUGAAAUUGAUGAGGAGCCAGUCAGCAAAGCUAAACAAAGCAGAAGUGAAAAGAAGGCCAGAAAGGCUAUGUCCAAGUUGGGUCUCCGCCAGGUGACUGGUGUUACCAGGGUAACCAUCCGCAAAUCCAAGAACAUCUUGUUCGUCAUCACCAAACCAGACGUGUACAAAAGUCCUGCUUCAGAUACCUACAUUGUAUUUGGUGAGGCUAAGAUUGAGGAUCUGUCACAGCAAGCCCAGUUGGCCGCUGCAGAGAAGUUCAAGGUCCAGGGAGAGGCCGUUUCAAACAUCCAGGAGAACACACAGACGCCCACCGUACAGGAGGAAAGCGAAGAGGAAGAGGUUGACGAGACAGGGGUCGAGGUGAAGGACAUUGAACUCGUGAUGUCCCAAGCCAACGUAUCGCGGGCAAAGGCCGUACGGGCCCUGAAGAACAACAACAACGACAUCGUCAAUGCCAUCAUGGAACUGACGAUGUAGGAGGACGCAAGAAUCGGGAUUGAAAUGAGAUGUUGCUGAUUUAAUCUACUAUUAUUUGUACACUUUAUACCCAAGCGAAAUAAAGGUGUGGCUUGACAAAAAGUGAA
Clupea harengus (Atlantic herring) is the source of this 2772-nucleotide messenger RNA. It is a transcript of the gene naca, whose product is annotated as nascent polypeptide associated complex subunit alpha. The record is from RefSeq and is a predicted model, not a curated record. Gene Ontology annotation, cellular component: nascent polypeptide-associated complex. Lineage: Eukaryota; Metazoa; Chordata; Actinopteri; Clupeiformes; Clupeidae.